AAUAUUUAUAAGAAAUUAUCUUUCAUGGCAAAUAUUACUAUAGCUUUCUCCCCUUCACAAUUAUGUCUAUGCCAAAUUGGAAGCAAAAGAAGUAUUCAAGUUUCAUGCAGAAGCUCUAACAAAUGGGAUGUUCAAGAAGAUCUUUUUAAAGAAACUUCUCAUCUUCAAACGAGCUACUAUUACGAUGGAUUCAAUAGUACCAAAUUUGGACUACUUGUGAAGGAUGUAAAGUAUGCACUAGGGACACAAAUAAAUAGUACUAACAAUCUUGUUUUAGUGGAUGCACUUCAACGUAUGGGAGUUGAACACCAUUUUCAACAAGAGAUUCAAUCAAUUUUACAAAAGGAAUAUGAGCAAAGUGCUUGUUUUUACAAAUAUCAAAACCAUCAUGAUAUUUCACUUUGUUUCAGACUUUUGAGACAAGAAGGUUACCACGUGUCAGCAGAUGUAUUUAAAAGAUUCAAGAACAAUGAUGAUGGGACAUUUGGAUUAAACCUUAGCCAAGAUGUAAAUGGAUUAAUUGAUCUAUAUGAAGCAUCACAACUUGGUGUAGAAGGUGAACACAUACUUGAUGAAGUUGCAAAUUAUAGUGGUGAGCACCUAAAUGCAUGUCUUGCAAAUAGUGACUCAUGUGAUGAAGCUAGAAUUAUUAAAGAAACAUUGAAGUAUCCAUACCAUAAGAGUUUAGCAAGUUGCAAGGCCAAAAGCUUCAUCAAUAACUUUAAGGGAAUUAAUGGAUGGGGAAGAAGCACCUUACAAGAAUUGGCAAAUAUGGACUACUCCAUAACAAAAGAGAUACAUCAACAUGAAUUGGCUCAAGUUUCCAGGUGGUGGAAAAGUCUCGGUUUAGCUGAAGAAUUGAAGCUUUUGAGAGAUCAACCAUUAAAAUGGUAUACUUGGUCAAUGGCAGUCCUUCAAGAUCCAAGAAUGUCACAACAAAGAAUUGAACUAGCAAAAUGCAUCUCUUUUGUUUAUGUCAUUGAUGAUAUCUUUGAUGUUUAUGGGACUAUUGAAGAGUUAACCCUUUUCACUCAAGCCGUCAAUAGGUGGGAAUUGAGCGCCAUGGUGGACCUACCAGAAUACAUGAGAUCACCUUACAAGGCUCUUUAUAAUACAAUUAAUUCCGUUGGCUAUAAUAUCUACAAAAUCUAUGGACAAAACCCCACUCAAAAUCUACGGAAUACGUGGGGAAAUUUGUGCAAUGCAUUUCUAAAAGAAGCAAAAUGGUUUGCUUCUGGAGUGGUGCCAUCAACAAAUGAGUACCUAAAGAAUGGACUUGUUAGUUCGGGAGUUCAAGCAGUCUUAGUUCACAUGUUCUAUCUCUUAGGUCUUGGUGUUAGUUCUAUUCAUUUGGAAGAUGUAUCAGCCAUAUCUUCUUCUGUGGCUACGAUUCUUCGCCUUUGGGAUGAUCUUGGAAGUGCCAAGGAUGAGGAUCAAGAAGGAAAAGAUGGUUCAUACAUAGAAUGUUACAUGAAGGAAAACAAAGAUACUUCCAUUGAAUUGGCAAGAGAACAUGUGAUUAAUCUAAUAGAAGAUGAAUGGAAGAAACUCAACAAGGAACAUUUACAUCUAAUGAGUCCAUCUUCAAGAUCAUUUUCAAAAGCUUCACUUAAUUCUGCAAGAAUGGUUCCUCUUAUGUAUAGUUAUGAUGAUAACCAAUCCCUUCCUAUCCUUCAAGAAUAUAUCAAGUCUAUGUUGUAUGGUGAUUUAUCAAUGUGAACUACCUUUCCAUGAACUUCCUUCUCGCCCUUGAUUACAAAGCACCACAAUCUAAAAUUGUCAAAAGAAAUUGAACAUGAUUGUUGCAACUGUUCAUUCCUUAAUUUUACAAUCAUUGAUAU
Molecule: messenger RNA, 1841 nt
Organism: Solanum tuberosum (potato)
Lineage: Eukaryota; Viridiplantae; Streptophyta; Magnoliopsida; Solanales; Solanaceae
Product: (3S,6E)-nerolidol synthase 1-like
Exons: 7
Coding region: 25-1719 (564 amino acids)
Biological process (GO): diterpenoid biosynthetic process
Molecular function (GO): terpene synthase activity; magnesium ion binding
Source: RefSeq, a predicted model, not a curated record